Molecule: messenger RNA, 398 nt
Organism: Haplochromis burtoni (Burton's mouthbrooder)
Lineage: Eukaryota; Metazoa; Chordata; Actinopteri; Cichliformes; Cichlidae
Product: hydroxycarboxylic acid receptor 2
Biological process (GO): G protein-coupled receptor signaling pathway
Cellular component (GO): membrane
Molecular function (GO): G protein-coupled receptor activity
Source: RefSeq, a predicted model, not a curated record
UCUUACAAAGAGGCGUCGCGAGCCAUCAUCAUCCUGGUGGCCAUGCAUCGCAUCCUCACCGUGCUGGAGUUCAUCUUCCCGAUGGCCAUGCUGCUGUUCUGCUCCAUCCGGAUCUCCAGCUUCCUGAAGGAACGACGUAUGGGCAAACCCGACAAAGUGCGCAAGGCGAUGCGAGUGUGCAUCGCCAUCGUCGCAGUAUUCAUGGUAUGCUUUCUGCCCACCACGGUGACAACCAUCGGAGUGUGGAUCAUCCGCUCGUACCGCCCGUGGGACUGCACCAGCUUCUACAGAUUCACCCAGCUCAGCAUCGUGUCUCUGGGCUUGAACUUCCUGAACUCGGCCCUGGAUCCCAUCAUCUACAUCUUCUCCAGCUCCAUGUUCAGGAAGGCCCUGGUGGG